This is a messenger RNA of Loxodonta africana (African savanna elephant), 8992 nucleotides long. RefSeq names its product calcium/calmodulin dependent protein kinase kinase 2 (gene CAMKK2). The record is from RefSeq and is a predicted model, not a curated record. The coding region runs from base 7284 to 8873 and encodes 529 amino acids. Gene Ontology annotation, molecular function: protein serine/threonine kinase activity; ATP binding. The transcript is spliced from 16 exons. Lineage: Eukaryota; Metazoa; Chordata; Mammalia; Proboscidea; Elephantidae. Gene Ontology annotation, biological process: activation of protein kinase activity; CAMKK-AMPK signaling cascade; protein phosphorylation.
CGUGGCCUCUGGGCGCCCCUUCCCCCGCGUCCUAAAGGCACCGGGGGCCUCGGGGUGGCCUCUUCGGUUGGGCCGCGCCCGGCCCGGGUGGCAGGGGCCGUCCCGGAGUUUGGAGCCGCUGUCACCGGGGCCGGGGCAGGGAAGGAUACUGGAGGGGACUAGGCCCACCCCCUCGCGUUUGACAGGUGGGGAAACCUAACGCACGCAGGAUAGAUUGGGCCACCGCACUUGGAGCAGUCCCACCCCGACACCUGGUCUUGGGGGCAAACCCAGGCCUCGGUGGGUGGGACUCCAGGCGGCGGGACCCUAGAUCUGCAGUUCAGGGGACUGGGGGACCUCUGCUGUCCCUCAGUCUGUCCUUUGCUCCUCUCCUCGCAGCCUGAGCCUCCAGGGUGGGUCCUUUUGACCUAAAUUCACCUCGGGGCUGCUGCAGGUUGAGAAUGCAGCGGCACCUUCCGAGGCACCCCCUGCCUGACUUUCCAGGAUGUGGGCCCAGCCCUGCUCUGCGCUGGGUCCCAGUGCAGGGCUGCCCAGCUCCAGCCUGGAGCUAUCUCCGGCUCCCGCCCACCCCUUGCACUGACCAGUUUGGGAAGUGGGUGUUUUCACAGCUCAGCCCACUACCCUGGCUGCUUGCAGUUGGCACUGGAGGGGUUGCACCUUAGCCCUUCCAGCUCCCGCAGAAGGUUGGGACAGAGGGAUGGCGUUUCCUAACGCUCAGUGUCAUCAGCAAGAGAGGGGCACCCUGCCCUGGACUGGGACUGGGAUCUGCAGCGUCCAUCCUUAGAGGCAGCUAUACCUUCCUCAGCCUGGUGUUCCGAAUCCCUACAGUCCUAGAGAGAGAAACUUCUCGUCCCCCUGAGCCGUGCAGCCCUUACAUUAACUCCCUCUCCCAGCUCUGUCACCAGGGGAAAGAGGAUACUUCUGGAUCCCAUAGGGGAAGGCAGACGUAUCAACAAGCGGAAGGCAUUUGGGGAGUGUUAGUCUCAUCCUCCUACAACCUGUAAUUUAAGAAUAAGUAGUGUGCAUGCUGUCAUGAGUCCUGGACUCCCCUUUCCGACCUGACGGCUGCUGAUAAAGCCCACCCACCAUAUAGAAACUCUGGAGCAGUCCUUGGUGAUGAGGGCUUGCUGCGUAUUUGUGUGGUAAAGAGUAACAGUCGUUUGAUGGACUCUUAAUUCGGAAUAAUAACGAUAACAAUAAUGUUAAUACCGGUUGCCUUCAGGCUGACUUCAAGUCAACGCCAUGUGUGUCAGAGUAGAAUUCUGCUCCACAGGGUUUUUAGUGGCUGGUUUUUCAGAAGUAGAUUGCCAGACCUUUCUUCCUAGGUGCCCUCUGGGUACACUCAGACCUCCAGCCUUUCAGUUGGCAGCCGAGUGCAUCAGCCGUUUGUACCACCGGGGAAUAAUAAUGUUGAUAGCUAACAUUUAUUGAGCUCUUGUUGUGUACCAGGUACUGUGCUGUGUACUGUACUGUCUAGAAGAAUCUUUGAUCAAAAGAGGGAAAAUGCAGAACAGAAUUUCAAAUUAUCCUGCACUCCAGACUUCCUGGAGAAAUGGAGACUAGACAAACCCUUGAAAUGAUUGCCCUGAGAUAGUCUUUAACCUUAAACCAAAAAUAGCUCUUGAAGUCUUAAAAUCAAAAAAUAGUUUAGCUUAACUAAUAAAAGACGUCUGCCUUGAGAAUGGUGCUGUUUUAGAAACUAUCUGUAUGGGAUCAAAGGAGCCCCGGUGGUACAAUGGUUAAACAUUCGGCUGCUAACAGAAAGGUCAGCGAUUUGAACCUGUCAGCCGUUCCUCUGGAGGAAGAUGUGGCCAUAAAGAUUACUGCCUUGGAAGCCCUACAGGGUGGUUCUCCUCUGUCCUGUAUGUCACUAUGAGUCAGAAUUGGCUCAGUGGUAAUGAAUUUGGUUGGGUAUGUGGGAUCAAACUGACAACAACAACUUGAAAGAUUAGGUAGGAAACUUAGGGAGCAGUAGGUUUAUGUUAGUGGGGGAGGAAGAACUCAGAAAAGGAGGGUGAGGAUGGUUGCACAACUUGAAGAAUGUAAUCAGUGUCACUGAACUGUACUUGUAGAAACUGUCGAAUUGGUGUACCUUUUGCUGUGUGUAUUGUCAACAACAAUGACAAAAAAACCUCUAUGAGACAGGGAUUUUUAUGCCCAUUCUAGAAAUGAGGAAAUUGAGGCUUCCAACAAUUCUGCAGUGUUGCUUGCAUUUAAACCCACUGCUGUUGAGUUGAUUCUGACCCACAGAGACAGGGCAGAACUGACCCACAGGGUUUCCAAGGCUGUAAAUCUUUUUUUGUGCUUUCAGUUAAAGUUUACAGCUCAAGUUAAUUUCUCAUUCAAAAAUUUAUACACAUUGUUUUGUGACGUUGGUUGCAACCUCCACAAUGUGACAGCACGCUCUCCUUUUCCACCCCAGGUUCCCGGUGUCCAUUUACCCGGUUCCUGUUCCUUCCUGCCUUCUCGUCCUGCUUUUGGGCAGGAGUUGCCCAUUUGGUCUUGUAUAUUUGAUUGAACUAAGAAGCAUGUUCCUCAUGUGUGUUAUUUUUUGUUUUAUAGGCCUGUCUAAUUUUGUCUGAAAAGUGGGCUUUGGGCAUGGCUUUAGUUCUGGGUUAGCAGAGUGUCUGGGGGCCAUAGUUUUGGGGGUUCCUCCAGUCUCUGUCAGACCAGUAAGUGUGGUCUUUUUCCAUGAAUUUGAAUUCUGUUCUACAUUUUUCUGCUCUGUCUGGGACUCUUUGUUGUGAUCCCUGCAAGGCUGUAAAUCUUUAUGACAGCAGACUGCCCCAUCUUUCUCCUACGGAGCAGCUGGUGGGUUUGAACCUCUGACCUUCUGGUUAGCAUCCAACUGCUUUAACCACUGCGCCACCAGGGCUCUUCUACUAGCAGUUGUUGUCGUUAGGUGCUGUCAAGUCAGUUACAACUUAUAGUGACCCUGUGUACUACAGAACAAAACACUGUUCAGCCCUGCGCCAUCCUCACGAUCGUUGUUAUGCUUUAGCCCAUUGUUGCAGCCACUCUAUCAGUCCAUCUCAUUGAGGGUCUUCAUCUUUUUCGCUGACCCUCCACUUUAUCAAGCAUGAUGUCCUUCUCCAGGGACUGGUCCCUCCUGAUAUACUCGUCCAAAAUAUGUGAGAUGAAGUCUCGCCAUUUUUUGGUUCUAAGGAGCAUUCCGCUGAUUUGUUCUUCUUCCAAGACAGGUUUCCAAGACAGAUUUGUUCGUAGUAUAUGGUAUAUUCAAUAUUCUUCACCAAUACCGUAAUUCAAAGACAUUGGUUCUGCUUCGGUCUUCCUUAUUCAUUGUCCAGUGUUCACAUGCAUAUGAAGCAAUUGUAAACACCAUGGCUUGGGUCAAGUCCUUAAGGUGACAUCUUUGCCUUUAACACUUUAAAGAGGCCCUGUUUUAUAGAUGGGUUCAGAGAGGUUAAGGAACUUGCUCAGGGUUACACAGCCAGCCCAGGCAUGUCAGGUCCCAGAGCCUUUGUGCUUUAGCACCUGUUGUAGAGCAGGGGCUUUGUUUGGCUGAGCCAGCAUAUGAGGGUGCAGAGCUAAGUGGGCAUGGUGCUGGUGCAGAGUGACGUGGGCAUGUCUUUGCCCUGGGGCUGUUAGUGGGCCGGUAGCCAAAUAUAUUCCCUAAUAACUAUGCAGCAGUUCUCAUCAGAGGCGGUCCCGCCCUCUUGGGGAGCAUUUGGAAAAGCGUGGGGGCAACUUUUGGUCGUUGAAAUGAUGCUGAGCUCUCCUGCUUUUGGCGUUAGGAGCCAGGGAUGACAAACGUCCAGCCAGCAGGCCAGUCCCACAGCCCGAAGAAUUGCCUUGCCAUAAAUGCCAGCUGUGCCCUGUUGAGAAACAUCCCAGGAACGGAGGAAGCUGAGCACAGUGGGGGCCUGAGGCAAUCCUUUCUGAUGGUGUGAAUCCAGGAGGCUGCCUGGAGGAGGUGUCGUUUGUGCUGUUUGUGCUGUGCUUCAAAAGACGGGUUAAAAAGCAGAGAUUGAAUGGGGUUGGGGGAGGGUUGGACAGGAUGAUCUGGCAGAAGGAGUUUUCUGCAGUAAACAAGGCCCCACCCUUGGAAUUUUGUCUGAGACCUCCCUCCUUGAGAGCCUCAGCCUGGAUCCAAGAUGGGGCAGCUGGUGGGUGGGGAGGCAUCUUUCUGGGGAGGAAGGGAUGGGUGGAUGAGGCAGGUCAAGUGUGUUUUCAAGGCAUUUAGUCUCAAAUUUUAACAUGGGCCACAGAGUUACACUUACCCCAUCAUGAACCCAUUUUAUAGAAGGGCUUGGAGAGGCUAAGUAACUUGUACAGGGUCACCAGAACCUUCGUCCCCCUGGCAUGACUUUUUCUGGCAGCUUUGGGAAGCAUAUGGUUCCUAUUUCGUUUCCUGAUCCCAGUGACUUUGGGCAAAUGCUAUUUCAGAUUUUCCCUUGAGUCAGAGGGCCUUGUAUUGCUAUUUUUUUGCAGGUGUUUUGUUUCCCAAAAGGUCCUGCCUUUUAGACCAGGUGGGGGACGCUGGAUAACUUCACUACGUUUGCAGGGAGCACGUGGUGGGCGAAUGGUUCUAGAAAUCAACAGAGGCCAGUUUCCUGGGCCUAGGCUUUAGGGGGUCUCUCAGUUCCACCCUCACUUUCCCCUGGCGAGAAGUGGAGCUCCCUCUUCAAGCCCACUGCCUCCGGGGUCACUUGUGGUCAUUGUUGUUAGGUGCCACCGAGUCGAUUUCACCUCAUAGGGAUGCUGUGUGACAGAGCAGAACUACCCCACAGGGUUUUCCAGGCUGUAAUCUUUAUGGGAGCAGAUCAUCAGGUGUGUCUCCCACAGAGCCGCUGGGUGGGUUCAUGCCUCCAACCUGUUGGGCAGCAGCUGAGCACUUAACCAUUGCGCCACUGCAAUCAUUAGGAGCAUCUUCUUCAGGGAGGGUCCAGAUUUCAUGCGAUUCCAUCCUUUUCAGUCAUGAUGAUUCGUUACAUGUAGGUAGGCCCCCACGCGAUUCCAUUGGCACACACCGUAAAACCUGCAAAAGUCAGAACAUGUGUAAGGUGGAAACCUGUCAGAGCAGAAAAGCUCAAAUAUUUCCCGCUAGUAGAGAGCGAUAGACUGCACCCUGUCAAAGGCGGAAAACUGGCGAGACCCAGAAAAACAAGGUAGUCCGUUGAGUUCCAGCUCUCACAGGUGUCACUGUAUUUUGUGAGGCUUUUUCCAGGGAAGUAAGUCCACAAAGUAGCAGAAGCCUCCCUGAUGGGUGAGGCUGCAACCCUGUGGCCACCCAGAGCCCGCCAGACUCGUGGAGCACUGCACCAGGAAUGGCCAAAAGGAGGCGCAACCGAGUGGUGCUAAGAGCUGAGCUGGGAGCGAGCCCAGCUGGUCAGCCCUCCUGCUUACAGGUGGGGAAGUGGAGCACGGAACAGAAGGGAGAUGGUGGUCUACACAUUGUGUGCUGGGUGCUUCUUUCUUUUUCAGCAUUUUAUUGUAUUUUCGGUGAAGGUGUAUGCAGCAAAACAGGCUCCCAUUGCAACGGUUUCUGCACGUAUUGUUUGGUUACAUUGGAUACCUUCUUCACAUGGGCUCAACAUUCUCAUUAUCUCUGUUCUAGAUGUUCUGUCCCCAUUAACCCAGCUUCGCCGCCCCCCAGCCUUCUCAUCUCUGCUUUAGAGUAACUGUUGACCCAUUGCUGGCCACUCUCAUGUAGAAGAUUGGCUCUUUCCAGCCAGCUGCUAGGCAGGUCAUGGUGGCUCCAUUUUCCAAAUGAGAAAAGUCAAGGCUUGGGAUCCCCUGGGGCUCACUGAUGAACUGAGCUGCUGUGAUGGGCCGUGGAAAAAGUUGGAAACAAUAACAGUGAUGGUCGCACAAUGUCAUGACUGCAGUUAACGUCACUCAGUUGUACAUGUGAAAAACGUCGAGAUGGCAGAUGGUUUGUUACAUACCUGUUUACCACAAUAUAACAAAAAAGAAGCAGCAGCCCUGGUGGCACAACGGUUAAGUACUCGUCAGCAGACCAGAGGGUUGGCGAUUUGUACCCACCCAGCAGCUCCAAGGGAGAAAUUCCUGGAGAUCUGGUUUUGUAAAGAUUACAGCCUGGAAAACCCCAUGGGACAGUUCUACUCUGUCACAUGGAGUCGCCAUGAGUUGAAAUUGACUUGACGGCACCCAGUAACAACAAAAAGAUCCCCUGGGAUGUGUAUAGAGGGCAGCAGGAUGGUUCAGUGGUAGAAUUCUCACCUUCCACGUGGGUAACCCAGGUUCAAUUCCUGGCCGAUGCACCUCGUGCGCAACCACCACCCGGCUGCCUGUGGAAGCUUCUGUGCUGCUGUGAUACUGCAUAGACUGAGGUGGGCCAGGAAGAAAGGCCUGGCAACCUACUUCCAAAAACUAGCCAGUGAAUACCUUAUGGGUCACAACGGUUUGAUCUGCAGCCGACCACGUGGAUGAUGCGGGACAGGAUGCAGCAUUUCCCCCCCUUCUGCGUGGGGUCACCACGUGUUGGGGCCAACUCCACGCCAGCUGACGACGUAACUGAAGUGUGUAUAGCCCCCAGCACACCCUCUAACCCUGAGCUCCUUUGUCUCCCCCCCAUACGCUGACCAGUGAGGCCUGUUUUCUUGCAGAUAGGAGCCCAGCCCGCCUUCGCCGGGAGCUUAUGACAUGAAGAUAGUUUCCAAAUGGCUUUCCUAUUUGAAAAAUACUCUGCUGUUGUUGUAGUAAAGUUUGUAUAACACAACGUUUGCCAGUUCAGCAUUUUCCAGGUGCACAGUCUAGUGACAUCUUUUACAUGAAUCAUGUUGUGGAUCUGUGAAAAACAAGAUUUUGAAUUAGCGUUUAUUGUUUUUUCCUCCUUCCCUGAUUGGACCCCUUCGUCAACAAAACAAAGCUAACCCACUGCAGGUGAGAGCCUUUAGACAGGGUUGAAAUGGGAACGGAUUUCUGUUAACCGCCAGUUUUCAGUUUCAGCUGUGUUUGUAAUGUUGCCGCGGGAUUAUUUUUCCAAUUCUGAGACAUUUCAUGCCUAGACAGAAACCAAAGUUUUGUUUCAUUUUUGGUUUUGAUUGGCGUGUUUUUGGAAGGCUGGAAGGAUGCCAAGAAGGGGAUGGAGACAGACCGGAGCCAGGAACUGACUGAGCCCUGAAACUUUGCUGAGCAUUCUUUCAACUUGUGCUUUUUGGGGAGCCCCUGAAAAGCCUGCCUUGCAGACCAGAGGGACAUUGGGUCUCACCUCGUUCUCCACGGGCUCCCAGGUGGCCCUGUUGUCGCAGAUGGGAGUGCCCGGGUGUGUUGGAUGAGGCUGGCGCACGCCGCGCACCAUGUCAUCAUGUGUCUCUAGCCAGCCUAGCAGUGACCGGGCCGCCCCCCAGGAUGAGCUGGGGGGCGGAGGCGGCAGCAGCGAAGGCCAGAAGCCCUGUGAGGCCCUGCAGGGCCUCUCGACCUUGAGCCUCCGCUUAGGCAUGGAGUCCUUCAUUGUGGUCACUGAGUGCGAGCCGGGCUGUGCUUCCGAUGGCCUGGAGGCUUCCCUCCAUGCCCCCAGGCCCCAGACCCGGCCUCACCUCUCCAGCCGCAAGCUUUCUCUGCAGGAGCCGUCCCAGGGCGGCCCAGAGGCCAGCGGCGGUGGCUCAGACAUGAACGGGCGCUACAUCUACCCGUCCUUGCCCUACUCCCCCGCCGGGUCCCCGCAGUCCUCGCCACGGCUGCCCCGCAGGCCCACUGUGGAGUCUCACCACGUCUCUAUCACGGGUAUGCAGGACUGUGUACAGCUGAAUCAGUACACGCUGAAGGAUGAAAUUGGAAAGGGCUCCUAUGGCGUGGUCAAGUUGGCCUACAAUGAAAACGACAAUACCUACUAUGCAAUGAAAGUGCUGUCUAAGAAGAAGCUGAUCCGCCAGGCAGGCUUUCCACGCCGUCCCCCACCCCGAGGUACCCGGCCAGCCCCGGGGGGCUGCAUCCAGCCCAGGGGCCCCAUUGAGCAGGUGUACCAGGAAAUCGCCAUCCUCAAGAAGCUGGACCACCCCAACGUGGUGAAGCUGGUGGAGGUCCUGGAUGACCCCAAUGAGGACCAUCUGUAUAUGGUGUUCGAACUGGUCAACCAGGGGCCUGUGAUGGAGGUGCCCACCCUCAAGCCACUCUCUGAAGACCAGGCCCGGUUCUACUUCCAGGACCUGAUCAAAGGCAUUGAGUACUUACACUACCAGAAGAUCAUCCACCGGGACAUCAAACCUUCCAACCUCCUGGUCGGAGAAGAUGGACACAUCAAGAUCGCCGACUUUGGCGUCAGCAAUGAGUUCAAGGGCAGUGACGCACUCCUCUCGAACACUGUGGGCACGCCUGCUUUCAUGGCGCCUGAGUCGCUCUCAGAGACCCGGAAGAUCUUCUCGGGGAAGGCCUUGGAUGUUUGGGCCAUGGGUGUGACGCUGUACUGCUUUGUCUUUGGCCAGUGCCCGUUCAUGGACGAGCGGAUAAUGUGUUUGCACAGUAAGAUCAAGAGCCAGGCCCUGGAGUUUCCAGACCAGCCCGACAUAGCCGAGGACUUGAAGGGCCUGAUCACCCGCAUGCUGGACAAGAACCCCGAGUCAAGGAUCGUGGUGCCGGAGAUCAAGCUGCACCCUUGGGUCACGAGGCACGGGGCAGAGCCGCUGCCGUCAGAGGACGAGAACUGCACGCUGGUCGAGGUGACCGAAGAGGAGGUUGAGAACUCGGUCAAACACAUUCCCAGCCUGGCGACUGUGAUCCUGGUGAAAACCAUGAUUCGCAAACGCUCCUUUGGGAACCCGUUUGAGGGCAGCCGGCGGGAGGAGCGCUCCUUGUCGGCACCUGGGAACCUGCUCAUGAAGGACGGCAGCGCAGACAGCCUGCGGGGCUCCGGGCCCCCCCAGGCAGAAGAGGAGGAGGUGCUCCUGUGAAGGCGGGACCCUGUGCCGACAGUUGGGGGGCCCUGGGUGCUGGCUCUUCCACAUGCACGCAGCCCCUGCAGCCCAAGGAGGAAGCGAUGGAGCCGGAGUAGCUGCCGGGACCGCCCGCU